AUGGCACCAGUAGGACCUCGAGCAUCAAAAGAGGAAUUCAUGCACGCUCUUGGGUUGAAUUCUCAGAAUCCUCAGCAUGAGCAAUACUAUCGAGCAAUGAGAGACGUAGCGAUCGUCGUAUACAAUCGAUUGAACGAAGAUACCUCCAAUCUCCUAGACAGCGUUGCGAUGGACCCAUCGACUCGUCCGCCCUUCUUCUGGCAUCAUAUUCGUCCCGAGCGUCAACGUUGGGGCAUCAUGGAGAUCGCUCAGCAUGCUGGACCCCUGACAGAGCCGUUCUUUGCGCGCGGCGCCACGACAGGCGAGCACGGUCCCAAUUGGGUCGCUGGGUGGUUGCUGUAUAGUGUGUUUCGGUCCAGAGAUGUUCGUAAUAAUCGAAAUCGUCGCAAGGGGGAAGAUCAGGGUAUGUUUUAUAAGUCCUCUGCUGUGUCGGUGCCGGUAUUUGUAUCUCAUCUCGUUUUCUCUUUUGGUUUAGGACAAGCUUCCAAGACAUCGCAAAAGUCGAAACAGACGGAAGAGGACACACCGCCAAAGAAAGAGUACUAUGACCCGGUGAGGAAUGGGUAA
Molecule: messenger RNA, 567 nt
Organism: Aspergillus tanneri
Lineage: Eukaryota; Fungi; Ascomycota; Eurotiomycetes; Eurotiales; Aspergillaceae
Exons: 2
Coding region: 1-567 (188 amino acids)
Source: RefSeq, a predicted model, not a curated record